Messenger RNA from Heterotrigona itama, 3029 nucleotides. NCBI's taxonomy places the organism in Eukaryota, Metazoa, Arthropoda, Insecta, Hymenoptera, Apidae. The record is from the annotation of a GenBank genome assembly.
AUGAAUCCAUCGGAGUCGCAGCAGAAUCUUCUCGCGAACGAAACAACAGGGAGAGCACCGUCGAUGCAAUCUUUAAGUCCGCCCACGGACUACAUUCUUGGCCCAGUUGAGAAGCACUUCCUGCUCAGCGCGGAACGAGGUGAUUGUGCCACUGUCAAAAGAUUGUUGGAAGAGAACAAGGAUCAUCCGGAGAUCCUCAACAUUAAUUGCGUGGAUCCUCUCAACCGAUCUGCUCUGAUUGCCGCCAUCGAGAACGAGAAUGUUGAACUUAUCAGGCUGCUUCUCGAAUUAGGCAUUCACGUGAAGAGUUGGGAAGCCGUCGACAGGUCAUCAUCGAACUUUACACCGGAUAUAACACCACUGAUCUUGGCAGCGCAUAAGAACAAUUACGAAAUUUUGAAAAUCCUGCUGGAUCGUGGCGCCACGCUGCCCACCCCUCAUGACGCCAGAUGCGGCUGCGACGAGUGCGUGACAUCCAGCGAACAGGACUCGUUGAGGCAUUCGCAGGCGCGGAUAAACGCGUAUCGCGCGCUCACAUCGCCGUCUUUAAUCGCUUUGUCAUCGAGGGAUCCUCUUCUGACCGCUUUCGAACUCUCCUGGGAACUACGUCGGCUGAGUCAAAUGGAACAAGAGUUUCGUUUCGAGUAUAACGAGAUGCGAGAGCAGACGCAAAUUUUCUCACAGUCUUUGUUGGAUCAUGCUCGCACGUCUCUGGAAUUGGAGAUAAUGCUUAAUUACAAUCCUCACGGCGACAAUUGGGAGCCUGGUGAACGACAAACCUUGGAUCGGCUCAAGCUUGCUAUCAAGUACAAACAAAAACAGUUCAUCGAGAUCGGAAAGCUCGGAGCGAUGUUCCCGGUGUACAGCACGAUCUACAUGCUCUCGCCAACGUCUCCGAUGGGUCUGUUCAUGAAGAAGCCUUUUGUCAAAUUCAUCUGCCACUCUUCUUCCUACGCGUUCUUCUUAAUGCUUCUCGGAAUGGCGUCGCAGCGUAUCGAGUACUUGGCAAUCGAAUUAUUCGGCAACGAUUGGAUGCUCGAGAUACUGGCUGGAUGGAAGAGACGGGAACGUGGAUGCAUCCCAGGCUUCGUCGAAUCCGGUGUCAUCAUCUACGUAAUCAGCUUGGUUGUCGGGGAAAUAAGAUCAUUGUGGGCGGAUGGGUUGCUGGAGUACAUAUCGGACCUUUGGAACAUAGUGGACUUCAUUCAGAAUAUGUUUUACGUGAUUUGGAUAAUGCUAAGGGUAACCGCGUGGAUUAUUGUUCAGAGGGAAUACUGGAGUGGCGUAGAUCCUUGGUACCCCAGAGAUCAAUGGCAUGCCUUUGAUCCCAUGCUUCUUUCGGAGGGUGCUUUUGCUGCUGGUAUGAUCUUCAGUGUGAACCCCCAUCUUGGACCACUUCAGAUUUCUCUGGGCAGGAUGAUAAUAGACAUUAUCAAGUUCUUCUUCAUCUAUACUCUGGUGUUGUUCGCCUUCGGCUGCGCUUGUUCGAGACGUCACAAUCGCUUUUCUGGGCCAGUUUCGGCAUGAUAGACUUGAUGUCGUUCGAUCUAACUGGAAUAAAGAGCUUCACCAGAUUCUGGGCUCUCCUCAUGUUCGGCUCUUACUCCGUGAUAAACGUCAUCGUGCUAUUGAACAUGCUCAUUGCCAUGAUGUCUAAUUCCUAUCAAAUCAUCUCGUGCAAAGGGUUGAAUUCACAGGAAAGAGCCGACACCGAGUGGAAAUUCGCCAGGAGUCACUUGUGGAUGAGUUACUUCGAAGACGGAGAUACAGUGCCUCCACCAUUCAAUAUGGUUCCAACUGGCAAAACGUUCGAGAAGAUCAUCAAGUGCGGGAAGAACGAGCGGCAAACCAGAUCUUUGAUUAAAAAGUCAAGGGAAAAGGCUCUGGCGAGACACGACACGGUGAUGCGAUUGCUCAUCAGACGUUACGUGACCGCGGAGCAAAGGAAACGAGACGAGUUCGGUAUCACCGAGGACGACGUUAUGGAAAUCAGGCAGGACAUUUCCACGCUGCGAUACGAAUUGAUUGAUAUCCUCCGACAGAAUGGGAUGAGAACGCCGGCGCUCGACAAACAAGACGCUGCGCUUUCCGGUAAGAAGGGACGCGUGAUGGAACGUCGGCUCCAAAAGGACUUCCAAAUCGGUAUAGUGGAGGGUAUCGUGAACGCUGUGAUCCAGAGUGAGAAAGAACCUAAGGACGUGUUCAGUCAAAUUGCAAAGGCAAUCGGCCGCAAGAGUAGCGGAAGUAAGAAGAAAGACUGGAACGCUAUGGUCCGGCAGAACACGACUAGCAAGGAUCCGAUUGGCAGCACGACCGAGGCCACGAUGAAACAAACACGGCGCAGUAUACGUAGACAUUUGCAACAUAGCCCGAAUUCGGACUUGGCCUCGCUGGAUCCUAAUCGUCUAGUCGAUUACAAUCCUAACUUGUCGGAAGUGACGCCGACCACGAGGAUCGCCUACGCGAAAUUCAUGAUGGGUCGGUCAAGACCCGUUAAGGCAGAGGAUGGUGAAGUUAAGAAUGAAGGAGAGGGAUCGCAGAAGUCCGUACGAAUCGCAGGCGAGCCGAGCAGCCGCCCGACGUUGAAGAAGAGCCUGUUGAAAUCUAUGAGCAGCGGUAGCGUGGACAAAGCUGGUGAGAAAGCAGGUGGAACGGAAGUGAGGGCACCGUCGCCGAUUCCGGAGGACCCGAGGGAGGACAACGCCGAGAGGUCACCUCAGGGUAAAGCUACCCUCGCGAAGAAACCCUUGGAUGCGAAACCGUCGUCGGAGCAGCAAGAGGACAAGACGAAGAGCACCGACGACGAGGAAAAGAAGAAGAAAGAAGAGGAAGAGAAGAAGAAGAAGGAAGAGGAAGAGAGGAAGAAGAAAGAAGAUGAAGAGAAGAAGAAAAAAGAGGAAGAAGAGAAGAAUCAGUCGAGCAAAGAUCCGCCGAAAUCCGCGCCGCAGGAAGACAACGUCCCUGUAGCAACGACAAAAUUAAGAGGGAAAUCGAAGGCAACUGGCCAGAUAAUGGGCGGUUGGAUAUAA